Austrofundulus limnaeus is the source of this 2628-nucleotide messenger RNA. RefSeq names its product extracellular calcium-sensing receptor-like. Gene Ontology annotation, biological process: G protein-coupled receptor signaling pathway. Gene Ontology annotation, molecular function: G protein-coupled receptor activity. The record is from RefSeq and is a predicted model, not a curated record. The coding region runs from base 76 to 2628 and encodes 850 amino acids. NCBI's taxonomy places the organism in Eukaryota, Metazoa, Chordata, Actinopteri, Cyprinodontiformes, Rivulidae. Gene Ontology annotation, cellular component: plasma membrane. The transcript is spliced from 9 exons.
AGGAGGUACAUCAGCAAAUGAAAAGAAAAAAACCAAAAUGCUAACACUUGAAGAAUAUAAUUCAGAUCUGUCUUCAUGGGCCUGACAAUAGCUGUGAGUUUGUUAACACUGUUGUCAGUGGUUGGUCUGAGUCAAAGGAUUUCAUCUAAUAAGGUUCUGACUGGUGUUGGUGUCACUACUGAGGCUUCAUCAGUAAAAUGUACCCAGCGAGGCACCGUUCGUUUACCUGCAUUUGCAAAAGAUGGUGACUUUGUUAUUGGAGGUGUUUUCUCCAUGCACUACAAACUGCACACAGCGAUUUAUAAUUAUACCAUUAAGCCUGAAGCUUUAAGAUGCACAGGGGGCAUGAGUGUUCGCAGUCUGCAGUUCUCUCGUACAAUGAUCUUCGCCAUUGAGGAAAUAAACAACAGUACAGAGCUGCUGCCAGGCAUCAAACUUGGWUAUCAGAUCUAUGACUCAUGCACCUCAGGGCCUGGGGCAUCUGACGCAGCGUUUCAACUAUCGAAUGGUAAAGACCCAAUGUUUUAUGAAGGCAAAAACUGUUCCCAAUCUGGUGUAGUGAUGGCUGUUGUUGGAGAUUCUGGAUCUUUGGAAUCCAUCAGCAUAUCUCACGUCAUUACAGCCUUCAACAUCUCACAGGUGAGUUAUGCUGCCACUUGUGCAUGUCUGUCAGAUAAGCAGCAGUACCCAACGUUUUUCAGAACGAUUCCCAGUGAUCAGUUCCAAGUUGAGGCAUUGGUAAAGCUGGUGAAACACUUUGGCUGGACUUGGAUUGGUACUGUUUACUCAGACACCGAUUAUGGAAAUUUUGGCAUGGCAUCUUUUCUUCCGGCUGCAAAAAAAGAGGGGAUCUGUGUGGAGUACUCUGAAUCCUUAUAUCGAACCGACCCACAUAGCAAGAUCCAGAGAGUGGCUGAUGUGAUCCGCAGAUCAACAGCUCUGGUUGUUGUGGCUUUUUUUGCCUCUGGAGAUAUGAAGGUACUGUUAGAAGAGCUGGCUCUGGAGCCUCCACCRCCUCGUCAGUGGAUAGGAAGUGAAGGCUGGAURGCYGACCCACUUUUCAUGAGUUACAGUUUCUGUGCAGGAGCCAUUGGAKUUGCYAYUCAGAAAUCWGUUAUUCCAGGUCUGAGAGACUUCCUGUUGGAUCUCUCUCCCAGUGAAGUAGCUGCCUCCUCAAUGCUUACUGAGUUCUGGGAGGUUUCAUUCAACUGCACAUUGAUAAAAAUGGCCAAUACAGACAAAAGAGUGUGUGAUGGAAAAGAAGACAUUAAAACACUAAAAAGUCCGUACACGGACACAUCUCARUUAAGAGUGACUAACAUGGUGUAUAAAGCUGUUUAUGCAGUCGCUCAUGCCAUUCACRAUGCAGGAUGUCAGGAAACAAAUCUCACCAYUCAUUGUGACAGAAAGAUCAAUAUGGAGCCCAAACAGAUUUUUAGUGCACUGAAAAAUGUCAACUUUUCACGCAAUGGCUACCAUGUGUCAUUUGAUGCUAAUGGUGAUCCUGUCUCUUUUUAUGAGCUGGUCAACUGGCAGAAGAGUGAAAGAGGAGUCACUGAGWUGAUAACAGUAGGAUAUUAUGAUGCAUCACUGCCUAAAGGCCAGGAGUUUCAGGUCAACAGGAACAUAUCUUGGGUAGAAGGUGUCACACAAGUUCCAGUGUCAGUGUGCACUGAGAGUUGUCCUCCAGGAACCCGUAAAGUGUUGCAGAAAGGAAAACCCAUCUGCUGCUAUGAUUGUAUACCAUGUCCUGAAGGAGAGAUCAGUAACAUGACAGAUUCUCCAGAUUGCUUCCAAUGUCCCACAGAAUUCUGGCCCAAUGAAGAAAAAGAUGCUUGUUUACAAAAACCUGUGGAGUUUCUGUCUUUUGAUGAAGUCCUAGCUAUCAUCCUGGCUGCAUUAUCCAUUUUCGGGGCCUGUCUGGCCAUUAUAACUGCAGUUAUUUUCUUUCAACACAGAACAACUCCAAUUGUAAAAGCCAACAACUCUGAGCUGAGCUUCCUGCUGCUCUUCUCUCUGACUCUGUGUUUCUUAUGUCCAUUAACUUUCAUCGGAGCUCCCUCUGAGUGGUCCUGCAUGCUGAGACACACAGCGUUUGGUAUCACCUUUGUUCUYUGUAUCUCCUGUGUUCUUUGCAAAACUGUAGUGGUUUUAAUUGCCUUUAAAGCUACACUUCCAGGUAGUAAUGUCAUGAAAUGGUUUGGGCCUGCACAACAAAGAAUGACUGUACUUUUUCUUACAUGUAUUCAAGGUUUAAUAUGUGUUAUUUGGUUGGUUGUCAACCCUCCAUAUCCAAUGAAAAACCUGAGCACAUACAAGGAGAAGAUCAUCCUGGAAUGUGCAUUAGGCUCUGCUGUUGGCUUCUGGGCUGUGCUCGGCUACAUUGGCYUGCUGGCUGUUUUUUGCUUUGUGUUAGCUGUUCUAGCUCGGAAACUACCUGAUAAUUUUAAUGAAGCCAAGCUGAUAACCUUCAGCAUGCUGAUAUUCUGUGCAGUAUGGAUCACCUUCAUCCCAGCAUAUGUCAGCUCUCCUGGAAAAUUUACUGUGGCUGAUCCAAUGAUGCGUCACAUGCUGACGGAUGGUGAGGAUCCAGACUCACCAACAACAGCUAAGACCACUCCAGACUGA